Molecule: messenger RNA, 321 nt
Organism: Loa loa (African eye worm)
Lineage: Eukaryota; Metazoa; Nematoda; Chromadorea; Rhabditida; Onchocercidae
Exons: 3
Coding region: 1-321 (106 amino acids)
Source: RefSeq, a predicted model, not a curated record
AUGGAGAAAGGCAUUAAGAUUUUUGCUGAGAACACAGGAGAUACAAACAUGCAGGCGAUGCAGAUCACUGAAAAGACGAAAAUCGGAAAUGCAAAAUCAGCUAAUGACGGACCUGUUGGGCGCGUGAGCAAAGUUAUCAACUUCGACUCCAUAAGAGAGGGACCUGAUCCGGUAGUGGAUUUGCAAGCCUUUUUCCUGCGAAAGCUAACAGGCAACAUUGGAACAUCAGCAUCGCCAACCCGUGAGAAGCGCGAAAGUGUACGAGAAUCAGCGCUGUACACAUGGGGACGCGGGGACACGCGACAUAAUUCAAUUACGUAA